AUGGCUCAUGAUCAAGAUUUCUCCUUGCUUGACGCAAGCAUCUCGGACCUCCAAUCCGCACUCUCUGCAGGAACACUCUCUGCCGUCGAUCUAGUAUCAAAAUAUCUCCGAAGAAUCAGUACAUACGAUGCAAAUGGCCUAAAACUCAGCGCAAUCCCAAUUAUCAACCCAUCCGCCAUCCACGAUGCAGCAGCCUCCGAUGCCCGACGUGCAUCUGGUCUACCACCACGGCCACUAGAGGGUAUUCCAUACCUCGCCAAAGACAGCAUCAAAGUCAAAGGGAUGAGCGUCGCCUGUGGAUCCCCAGCUUUUGAGAACCUCAUCGCGAACGAAGAUGCAGCGUGUAUCAAAAUCCUCCGGGACGCCGGAGCCAUUCUUCUAGGACGGACGAAUAUGCCUGCAAUGGCAUACGGCGGUAUGCAGCGUGGCUGCUACGGUCGUGCUGAAAGUCCUUAUGACAAGCAAUUUCUGGCCGCAGCUUAUGCAUCAGGCUCAUCGAACGGGUCCGCCGUCGCCACUGCAGCUAACUUUUGUGCCUUUUCGCUUGGCAGCGAGACUGUGUCUUCGGGUCGUUCGCCUGCAUCGAAUAAUUCCGUCGUCGCUUACACGCCUUCUAAAGGCCUCCUACCCCUUCGCGGUGUCUGGCCUCUCUAUGCCACCUGUGAUGUGCUCGUUCCUCACACCCGAACCAUAGCAGAUCUAUUCCAGGUUCUCGACGUCCUGGCCGUUUCCGAUCCAACCCCAAAAGGAGAUUUCUACCAGGAACAACCCCUCAUCCCCCUCCCUUCAAUCGACACCCUCCGACCAGAGUCAUUCUCAACUCUCUGCGACGCCACUUCGCUGCGUGGAAAGCGUAUCGCCAUACCAUCCAUGUAUAUCGGCGGCGACCAGUCUUCCCUCAACCCCGCUAGCAAAGUCAACACCCGUCCCUCCGUCAUCAAGCUCUGGCAAAAAGCCAAACAAGUCCUAGAGUCCUGCGGCGCAGAAGUAAUCGAAACAGACUUCCCACUCGUAACAACCUACGAAUCAAACGCCGACAAAGGCCAACUCGUCACAGUCGCAGGCCUGCCAGAAGGUUGGUCAUCAAUGGAGCGAAGCGAGCUAGUCGCCCAUAUCUGGGACGAUUUCCUCAUCGCAAACGCACAGGAAGGUCUUAGCUCCCUCGCGCACGUCGAUCCGGCUACCAUCUUCCCCCUCGCGCCGGGUUCAUUGAAGGGCACGCCUGAUGCAGCGAAUGCGCUGCGCUGGGACGAGAUGGUCAAGUAUCCGCUCCGGAGACCGGAUUCCAUUUUUGAUAUUCCUGGUCUUCGGCAGGGAAUUGAGGCGCUUGAAAAUGCGCGCAAGGAGACUCUGGAGAAGUGGAUGGAUGGGCUUGGUCUUGAUGCUGUGGUUUUCCCGGCGAAUGGUGAUGUCGGCGCUGCGAAUGCGGAUUGUGAGGAGGUCGCUUCGCGCUUUGCUUGGAGUAAUGGAGUUAAGUAUUCGAAUGGUAAUAGACCUAUUCGGCAUCUGGGUGUUCCUACAAUCUCUGUGCCUAUGGGUGUUAUGGAUGAUACGGGGAUGCCUAUUAACCUCACUUUUGUUGGGAAGGCAUAUGAUGAUACUAGUUUGCUGAAGUAUGGGUUUGCGUUCGAGAAAGCGAUGAACGGCCGUGUGCGGCCUUCGUCUGUGCCUGCCCUUGACUCUGAUUGUGUCAAGGCUGCCAAGGGCACCCUUUCCUGGACCUCACAGUCGAUUCCAGAGUUGGUGGUGCAGAGUCAGUCAAAGAAAAUUGAGAACUCAAUAGUUUUUGUCCAAAUUGAGGGGACGGUAGUCCCGAACGAUAUGGAGCUGUCUACACUAUUGUGCUAUGUCAAUGGUGAACCAUUCAAUGCUGUCUCAGAUGGAGAUAGAUGGUUCCUUGUCGCAUCUUAUCCUGAGUCUGAGCGCGACCAAACCUGGGAAAGAUGGUCGAGCCCUGCUUUGACCCAGACUAUCGUGGUUAUCACAGCUCGUACCAAGUCUGGCUCGACGACUGGUAAAUUGAUACUGUUGUAA
Penicillium soppii is the source of this 2034-nucleotide messenger RNA. RefSeq lists its product as uncharacterized. The transcript has a single exon. The record is from RefSeq and is a predicted model, not a curated record. The coding region runs from base 1 to 2034 and encodes 677 amino acids. Lineage: Eukaryota; Fungi; Ascomycota; Eurotiomycetes; Eurotiales; Aspergillaceae.